AUGCACACUCCCCGAGUGACCCGCAGAGAACAUUCAGCAUCGCUAGGGCGCCUCGGCAACUGGCAACGACUUACUUGCAUUUCAACAAGCUCAGCGGUCUCCAUUCCGCCGGCGCUGGGAAAGCUCGCAGCGCUUCAAGAUCUGAACCUCGACGGGAACCAGCUAAGCGGGCCUAUCCCGCCGGAGCUGGGCAAGCUAACAGCGCUGGUGCAGCUCCAACUGUGGAACAACCAGCUAUCCGGGUGCAUCCCGCCGGAGCUGGGAGCUCUCAGCGAGCUGCAGGUGCUGGCCCUCCACAACAACAAGCUGACAGGUCCCAUCCCUGUGGAGCUUGGACGGCUCGCCGUACUGGAGUACCUCUGCCUUGGAGGGAACGAGCCAACUGGUGCCAUCCCACCGGAGCUGGGGAACCUGGCAGCACUGCAAACGCUUAACCUCCGGUGGAACCAGUUGAGCGGGCCUAUCCCGCCGGAGCUGGGCAAGCUAACAGCGCUGGUGCAGCUCCAACUGUGGAACAACCAGCUAUCCGGUGCGAUCCCCGCUCAGCUCGGCGCUCUCAACAGUGUAACGUGGCUCGACCUGUCCGACAACCAGCUCAGCGGCCCCAUCCCGCCGGAGUUGGGGAAGCUUGCAGCACUGGCGACGCUCAACCUUCGGAAUAACCAACUAACUGGCCAUAUCCCGCCUCAGCUCGGACAGCUUGGCGCCCUGAAGACCCUCGACCUCUCCAUGAACAAGUUAGAUGGCCAUAUCCCGCCUCAGCUCGGACAGCUUGGCGCCCUCAAGUACCUCUUCCUCUCCGGCAACAAGUUAGAUGGUGCCAUCCCACUGGAGCUGGGGAACCUGGCAGCACUGCAAGCGCUUAACCUCGGGUGGAACCAGUUGAGCGAUUCAUCCAUGGAUCAAUGCUAG
This is a messenger RNA of Ectocarpus siliculosus, 912 nucleotides long. NCBI's taxonomy places the organism in Eukaryota, Phaeophyceae, Ectocarpales, Ectocarpaceae. The record is from the annotation of a GenBank genome assembly.